CCCCGUCAGGUCCCGGGAACCGAACCCGAAGGAGAGGAGGGGGGCCCCAUGGAUUUAGGGGGGAGGGGAAAGCCAUGGGGGGUCCCCCCCCGGAACCCCUUUCCCGGGCACACGCUCUCCGCUGGAAGAGGCGCAGAGAGACAUUUUCCCCAGAAUCUUAAGUGUGGGGGCGGCUGGCUGGGGGGCUCGUCCGGCCCAAAGCCCGAGGCGAGGGAGAGAGUUGGCGGAGGAAGCGGACUACGUGCCGGGCCAUGGCCUAGGCCCUUCGGCCCCGGCCCCGGCCCCGGCCGCAAUGACCUCUUUGCCCUGCCCCCUCCCUGGCCGGGACGCCUCCAAAGCUGUCUUCCAAGACCUCGCCCCCGUUCCGUCGGUAGUGGCUGCCUACCCGCUUGGCCUGUCCCCCACAACCGCAGCCUCCCCCGAUUUGUCCUAUUCCAGGCCGUAUGGCCACCUCCUGUCCUAUCCCUACACCGGGCCAGCGACCCCCAGGGACUCCUACCUGCCCUGCCAGCAACCCGCGGCACCUUCUCAGCCCCUCUGUGGCCCCGCCGAGCACCCACAGAAACCGGAGGCAGACUCUGAGAAGCCGCUGUUGUCCCGGGAGCCCUCGGAGGGGCUCCCGCAGGCCCCGGCCAAGAAGCUGCGCAAGCCGAGGACCAUCUACUCGAGCCUGCAGCUGCAGCACCUGAACCAGCGCUUCCAGCACACGCAGUACCUGGCGCUGCCCGAGAGGGCCCAGCUGGCAGCGCAGCUCGGCCUCACCCAGACCCAGGUAAAGAUUUGGUUUCAGAACAAACGCUCUAAAUACAAGAAGCUCCUGAAGCAGAACUCUGGGGGACAGGAAGGGGACUUCCCUGGGAGGACCCCUUCUGUGUCUCCCUGCUCCCCGCCCCUUCCAUCCAUCUGGGAUUUACCCAAGGUGGGGGCCCUGCCCACCAGUGGCUAUGGCAACAGCUUUGGAGCCUGGUAUCAGCAUCACUCCCCAGAUGUGCUGGCUCCGCCUCAGAUGAUGUGAGUCCCGGCAGGGGCAGGUCAGCCCCAGCCCUCCUGCAAAGCCCAGGACCCAGCCCACCUGCACCUCUUCUGGGCUGGGAGAAAAGCAGCUCCAGAUGGAUAUUCUCUGGAGGACAAGGAGCUGGAAAAGGAAAAGGGAUGGGGUGGAGUCCUGCACCCCCAACCCAAAGAGCUAAAUCAAGGACCUCAGCCUUAACCACCGCCUCCCACCACUACCAUGGACUGGACACCUUCCCUCCAGCUGGACAAAGGCUCUGGAGUGAGCCAUCGACUGGAGUUGAGACUGCCCCCAGGGUCCUUAGUCUUGCCACUCCCCUCUCCCUCCCUCUCCUCUUCCUUCUCCUUCUCCCCUCCCCCCCACCCCUUUGAAAGGACUACAGCUCCACUACAGCCUGAAGUCAAAACCAGCAAGAGUAUUUUUUUUUUCUCUUUGUGUGUUUUGGGCUUUGCCCAACCCAUUUGUGAGCAAAAGCAGAAGUGGACAUCCAGAGUGGAUCCCCCCACCCCCUGAUUUUCCUGGAGGUCAGCCCGUUACCCCCAUAACUAAUAUGCCCACUCACCAUCCUGUGAGGUAGAAGGGAUGCGGAGAAAUAUGGAGUUUGUGGGCCUGUGGGUAAUUUGUGCUCUCCUCC
Propithecus coquereli (Coquerel's sifaka) is the source of this 1646-nucleotide messenger RNA. RefSeq names its product distal-less homeobox 4 (gene DLX4). The record is from RefSeq and is a predicted model, not a curated record. Gene Ontology annotation, biological process: negative regulation of transcription by RNA polymerase II; embryo development; cell differentiation. The transcript has 3 exons. NCBI's taxonomy places the organism in Eukaryota, Metazoa, Chordata, Mammalia, Primates, Indriidae. Gene Ontology annotation, molecular function: DNA-binding transcription factor activity, RNA polymerase II-specific; RNA polymerase II cis-regulatory region sequence-specific DNA binding. Bases 293 to 1015 code for a protein of 240 amino acids.